AUGGAACCAUCAUCUCCUCCUUCUUCUUCCUCUUCGGCAGAGUUCGAUGUGUUUCUUAGUUUCAGAGGCUUCGACACGCGCAGCAACUUCACCGGCCAUCUCCAAAAAGCGCUUCGCUUAAGAGGAAUCGACUCCUUCAUCGACGACAGGCUCCGUCGAGGAGACAAUCUCACCGCGCUUUUCGAUCGAAUCGAGAGAUCCAAGAUCGCGAUCAUCGUCUUCUCCGCGAAUUACGCUAACUCCGCGUGGUGCCUCCGUGAGCUAGUGAAGAUCCUCGAUUGCAGAAACAGAAACCAGCAGCUUGUUGUACCGAUCUUCUACAAAGUUGACAAAUCCGACGUCGAGAAGCAGAAGAAGAGUUUCGCUGUGCCGUUCAAGUUGCCGGAAUUGACUUUUCCCGGUGUUACGCCUGAAGAGAUCUCGUCCACGUCUGAGGCUAAACUUGUGGAUGAGAUUGCUGUUGACACAUUCAAGAAGCUGAAUGAUUUGGCUCCGAGUGGGAACGAAGGUCUCGUUGGGGUAGAGUCUCGUCUAAAGAAUCUUGAAAAGCUGUUAUCAUGGGAGGAUUUGGAUUCUGUUCAUAUCAUAGGCAUUGUUGGAAUGGUUGGGAUUGGUAAAACGACUCUUGCUGAUUGUUUGUAUGGACGUAUGCGUGGUCACUUCGACGGUAGCUGCUCUCUUACGAACAUCCGAGAAAAUUCAGGUCGAAGCGGGUUAGAAUCUUUGCUGCAGAAACUGUUUUCCACUGUGUUAAAUGAUAGGGAUCUUGAGAUUGGAGCUCCUGGAAAUGCACAUGAGAGGUUUGAGCGCCGGCUUAAGAGCAAGAGGCUGCUUAUCGUGCUUGAUGAUGUGAAUGACGAAAAGCAGAUCAGGUAUCUUAUGGGGCACUGCAAAUGGUAUCAAGGAGGAAGUAGAAUUAUCAUUACUACUAGAGACUGUAAACUGGUGGAGACGAUCAAAGGCCGGAAAUAUGUGCUCCCGAAAUUGAAUGAUAGAGAAGCCUUGAAGCUCUUUAGCUUGAAUGCGUUUAAUGACUCUUGUCCUUCGAAAGGGUUUGAGUGUUUGACAAAUAUGGUUCUAGAUUACGCUAAAGGUCACCCUUUGGCUCUUAAGGUAGUAGGAUCUGAUCUUUGCGAGAGGGAUAAUUUGUAUUGGGAAGCUAAAUUGGAUAGACUGAAAAGUAGAUCACAUGGAGAUAUUUAUGAAGUUUUGGAAACAAGCUAUGAGGAGCUGAGCGUUGAGCAGAAGAACAUAUUUCUGGAUAUUGCAUGUUUCUUUAGAUCAGAAAAUGUGGAUUACGUGAAAAGCCUUCUCAGCAGUCAUGGUGUGGAUGUGUCUGGCGUGAUUAAGGAUCUUGUUGACAAAUGUUUGAUUACUCUUUCUGGUAAUCGCAUUGAGAUGCAUGACAUGUUGCAGACGAUGGGGAAAGAGAUUAGUUUAAAAGCAGAAACAAUAGGAAUAAGAGAACCCUCUUACACUGAAGCCUACUCCUCAAGAAACAUGUGUUAA
This is a messenger RNA of Camelina sativa (false flax), 1509 nucleotides long. RefSeq names its product disease resistance-like protein DSC1. Gene Ontology annotation, biological process: signal transduction. Lineage: Eukaryota; Viridiplantae; Streptophyta; Magnoliopsida; Brassicales; Brassicaceae. The record is from RefSeq and is a predicted model, not a curated record.